AAUAGGUUUGAUGGAAGAUAAACACAAAAAAGCCACUGUAGAGGUAGAUGUCUUAAAGGAUCACCUUGCUUUGCAAAGGCAAGUGACGCGCCAGGCACAAUACCACAAGCAGGAAAUGCGGGGAAAACUACAUGAGCUAUUAGAAGAUCUACAGGAGGAAAGAGAUACAAAACAAGCAAUUUAUAGUGAAAUGACUCGUCAGCAUCAAGAUUUGGAACAGCAGAGCUCAUCACGUAUACAGGUCCUGGAGGAAGAGGUGGCCAAAUUAAAAACUACAACUGUCAAUAACCCAAGAAGCUCUGCAAACCCUUGAGGAGGAAUCGGAGAACAUGGCACAAGAAAAAGAAGCUGAAAUCACAAAAUUGAGGCAAGACAUAGAAAAC
Staurois parvus is the source of this 383-nucleotide messenger RNA. Lineage: Eukaryota; Metazoa; Chordata; Amphibia; Anura; Ranidae. The record is from the annotation of a GenBank genome assembly.